Molecule: messenger RNA, 3676 nt
Organism: Haliotis rufescens (red abalone)
Lineage: Eukaryota; Metazoa; Mollusca; Gastropoda; Lepetellida; Haliotidae
Product: hemicentin-1-like
Exons: 16
Coding region: 165-2999 (944 amino acids)
Cellular component (GO): extracellular region
Molecular function (GO): chitin binding
Source: RefSeq, a predicted model, not a curated record
UGUCUACUGUGUCAUCUAUCGACGUAUGUAAUUAGCUCAGAGAAACAUAAAAUUGCUUCAGUUCAGUCAGCGAAUUACUGUUGGUGACGAUCCCGGUGACUGCGGACGUUCUCCAGCCAAACUUUCAUCUUUUCCUUGUAUUAAGGUCUCAGGUUCCCUCGACAAUGGUACUACGGGGGAUAUUGCCCUUGCUGUGUGUGCUGAUACUUCAUACAGAUUUGUCACUGCAACAGCAAGUGUUUCAGACGGAGAUUCAGAGCACGGUCGUGACCGGGGGUGCAACUGCAUACUUCCAGGCUGUUGUGCUCCCCUCCGUUAGCGGGGUCGGCACAUGGAAUAAAGAUGGCGUCCAGUUGACCAGUGUGGCCGGUAAAAUUAACAUCAUUGUCUCUGGCGAUUUCCGACAACUUUUCAUCACCAACAGCCAAGCUUCUGACGCCGGCACCUACAGCUACACACUGGGCGGCAGAACGACGACAGCGCAGCUAAGCAUCGCAGAAAACCUGGCUAUCCAAAGCGGGCUAUCUGACAGCACCGUGAAUGUCGGCGCUACGGUUACCCUACAGACCAACCUGUCUCACAGCGGUGUCAGCCUCGGAGCGUGGUAUAAGAAUGGUGCAUUGAUAGUGUUGAAUUCCCGAAUACAGGCGUCAGCGAGUGGUCAGUCGCACUCCCUGUCCAUCUCCGACGUCCAGACAACGGACGCUGGUACAUAUGAAUACAGAGUUCAUGGACUGUCCACAAGUGCUACACUCGUCAUUCGAGAUAUAUCUAUAGUUGAGGGUCUUCCGAACUUGACGGCCCCGAUGUCCCAGUCCGUAGUGUUCCAGGUGAGACUGAACGCGGCUGGCGUCACCAACGGUGUGUGGAGAAAAGGUCAGACCCAACUAGCAACAUCCGGGCGGUACAGCACUGCUGUGGUCGGAGCCCUCCAGCAACUCCUUAUAUCCAACAUCCAGUCCAUAGACGCGGGGACAUAUACGUUUACAGUGAGCGGAAAGUCGACAUCGGGAGACCUCGUUGUCACGCAAGCACUAAACAUCCAACUUACACUCCAAAAUACGUCAGUAUCGGUCGGGGCCACAAUCCAACUCCAGGCGUACUUGUCGCAGAAUAACAUCAGUACCGGCACAUGGUCCAAGAAUGGUGUUGCACUCACCAGCGCUGGACGUACGCAGAUAACCGUUGAUGGUCAUUUUCAGCGUCUGACCAUUAGCAAUGCCGAGUUGUCCGACGCGGCCCGGUAUUCAUACUCCGUCAGCGGACAGGAAACGUCGGCCUUUGUCAAUAUCAUCAGCGUUCCGAUAAAUGGAGGAUUUACCCAGUGGAGUCAGUGGACGAAUCCGUCCUGUGGCAUCACGUGUGGCACCGCCGGCAGUCUUAACCGGACACGUGCUAGAACCUGCACCAACCCAGCUCCCAGUAAUGGCGGACAGGAUUGCUCAGGAGACACAAUCGAAUUGCUCCUGAAGACGUGCGUCUUUGGCGCGUGUCCAGUAAACGGUGGCUUCUCAUUGUGGACUGAGUGGACGGAUCCAUCUUGCAACAUCACUUGUGGAACAAGAACCGAUGUAGAACGGAGACGAACCAGGAGCUGCAACAAUCCUGCUCCAAGCAAUGGCGGGCUGAACUGCACUGGACCUUUUCUUGGUGUUGUGCCGAAAACCUGUGCUUUCCCUGCUUGUGUUGUUCCGAUAAAUGGAGGAUUUACCCAGUGGAGCGAGUGGACGGAUCCGUCCUGUGGCAUCACGUGUGGCUCCACAGGCAGUCUUAACAGGACACGUACGAGAACCUGCACUAACCCAGUUCCCAGCAAUGGCGGACAGGAUUGUUCUGGAGAUACAAUUCAGUCGUUGCUGAAGACGUGCGUCUUUAGUGCAUGUCCAGAUCUCUGCACACCAGCCAUCUACCGUUACGGCAUUGGCUACAGGUACCAUCCUACUGACUGCGACAAGUAUGUACAGUGUUACAGGAAUCCAAAUGGCAAAGUUGUUGCCAUCUACAGGAGGUGUCCUUUUGGGUUUUUCUGGAACCAGGUGACAUUUCAAUGUGACGACGCCUGGAAGGUUACAUGCCCGGUUGAUAAAUGCCGAGAUAACUGCACGGCCAACUUCAACCUGCUGGGUAGCUGCCGAGCGUACUGGGAGUGUGACCGGAGGGGUGUGUCAGUUCCUAGGUGCUGUGCUAUGGGCUUCAGCUACGUGGAACGUCAAGGCUGCAGACCAAACUUCUUCUGCCGGGAUGUGUGUCCAACUGCAUGUGCGGACAGAGAUGUCUGUGACAAGCGUCCUGACUGGAACACCAACACGACGACAUACAACAUGUUUACCGGCUCGCGGGGCUGGGCACCAACGACAUGUGCUUCUGGAACCUUCUUCGACGUCACCGACUGCGGCUGCAGUGCAAUGAACACGUCGUGUGCACCGUCAUAUACCGUCAGCUUCACUACCGGGCCUUCAUUUACCUCUGCCCUUGAAUCCUGGCUGAAACUGUCAAACGUUGACGUUUCCAACGGCUUUGCAAACUUCAACGGAAGUAGUCAGCUUGUGGGUAAUAUCUCCAUGCCAACAGCUUCUGGACGUUGUCCUCUUAUUAUUCGGUUCCGGUACAGGGAAUCGGCGCAAGGGACUGGACGCAGAGUGCUCGUCAGUACCAGAGACUGUAGAAGGGGCAAUAGUUUGGUCAUCGCUGUGGACAACGAUACCAUGAUGUUUGAGCUGACGUCGUGGUAUGGCUUAACGGUUAAACUACCCGUGUCCAUGGUGGGGUUUACUCGUAUCCAGUGGAAGACUGUCACCCUGUUGUACGGAGGUUAUGACAUGUUAGCUGUCGUGGAGAGCGAUACCCUCGAAUAUGCCGCCAAAGUUCACGCCUCGGAGUCCACUAUAAUGGAAUGUGGCCUGACGUUCGGUUCCGACAACUUCAACACUACAACCAACUUUGUUGGUCAACUUGAUCAGUUGACGCUCUACAGAUGCAACCCUGGCAAUCUGUAUUGACCAUUGGAGUCUGAUGGAUGAUGCUCAAUGUACCUGAACCCCACCCCGGUCGUCAGCCCUACAGGACAGGCCCCUUUGUGAUUACAAUAUACCAAAUAACAAAUAACCGUACGAUUCAAGGUUGAUUAACAGGGCACGUCAGCAAUGUAUGUUUAAUACACGAUACUCUACAUACAAUCAAAUGUAUUUUAAUAUAAUUAUGAAUUAGAGCUAUUUAUGUACUAUUUAACACCGCAGUCAACAAUAUUCCAGUCAUAUGAAAGCAGUCUGGAAAGAACCGAGUCUGGACCAGAGAAUCCAGUGGUUGACAUCAUGAGCAUCGAUCUACGGAACUGAGAUACGAUGGCAGGCAUCAAUCAAGUCCCGGAGCCUGACCACCCGAUCCCGUUAGUUGCCUCUUACGACAAGCAUGGGUUGCUGAAGACCUAUUCUAACCCGGAUCUUAGUUUGCUGCAUUAGAACAUUGUAUGAAUUAUGUUACCCAUGGUAAAAAUGUCAGUAUUGUUCGAAUAUGUAUGUAUGUUCUAGAAGUGCACUGAGGACGGUCGCCACAUGGCAAUAGAAAUGUAAUGUAUGCUAUUGCCCAACAGGUCAUGUUCUUCUUCACCAUUCUAAUCUUAAUCUGCAUUGCAUUAUUAUUGAACAGUUAAUUUAUUUGAAUAAAAUAUAUCUGGAUA